Pestalotiopsis fici W106-1 is the source of this 1068-nucleotide messenger RNA. RefSeq names its product Ornithine carbamoyltransferase. The record is from RefSeq and is a predicted model, not a curated record. Gene Ontology annotation, biological process: L-citrulline biosynthetic process. NCBI's taxonomy places the organism in Eukaryota, Fungi, Ascomycota, Sordariomycetes, Amphisphaeriales, Sporocadaceae. Gene Ontology annotation, cellular component: mitochondrion. Gene Ontology annotation, molecular function: ornithine carbamoyltransferase activity; amino acid binding. The transcript has 2 exons. Bases 1 to 1068 code for a protein of 355 amino acids.
AUGAGGUAUUCCAGCUUUCGCCUCGCCAAGGGCGUGUUUGGCAACAUUCAGAGCCGGAGCUACUCGUCCCUCGGCGGGUCGACCAAGUCCCGCCACCUCAUGUCCAUUGCGGACCUGAGCCGCGACGAGUUCUCCCAGCUGGUUCGCAACGCCGCCAAGCACAAGCAGGCCGUCAAGUCGGGCAAUGUGCCCCAGUCGCUGAGCACCAGCCUGGCCGGCCGGACCGUGGCCAUGAUGUUUAGCAAGCGCAGCACCCGCACCCGCGUGUCCACCGAGGCCGCCGUCGCCCUCAUGGGCGGCCACCCCAUGUUCCUCGGCAAGGACGACAUUCAGCUCGGCGUCAAUGAGUCCCUGUAUGAUACCUCGCGCGUCAUCUCGUCCAUGACGGCGUGCAUGGUGGCCCGCGUGGGCCCGCACACCGAUGUCACUGGCCUCGCCAAGGACUCGGAUGUCCCCGUCAUCAAUGCCCUGUCCAACGACUUUCACCCUCUACAGACCAUUGCCGAUUUCCUGACCAUUUACGAGUCGGCUCCUGGCACCGCCUCGCCUGGUGACUUGGUCCCGUCGGGUCUCAAGGUCGCCUGGGUCGGCGACUCCAACAAUGUCCUGUUUGACCUGGCCAUUGCCUGCGUCAAGCUGGGCGUGGAUAUUUCGGUAGCGUCGCCGCGGGGCUACGAGAUCCCGUCGAACAUGCAGCAGCUCAUUGAGGCGCAAGCCGACGGCGUGGCCAAGCCGGGCAAGCUCACCACCACGACGGAGCCCGCCUCGGCCGUUCGCGACGCCGACUACCUCGUGACCGACACGUGGGUGUCCAUGGGCCAGGAGGCCGAGAGCAGGAAGCGCCUCCAGGACUUUGCCGGCUUCCAGAUCACCAACCGCAUGGCCGCCGAGGGCCAGGCCAAGAGCGACUGGAAGUUUUUGCACUGUCUCCCCCGCCACCCCGAGGAGGUAGCCGAUGAGGUCUUUUACUCUGACCGCUCCCUAGUCUUCCAGGAGGCCGAGAACCGAUUGUGGGCUGCUGUUGCCGCUCUCGAGGCUUUCGUCGUGAACAAGGGCAAGAUUCUGUAG